AUGGCGGAAACUACCACUCCUACAGCGAACAGUCCAGUACCCGCGACAAUAUCCAUCUAUGGCCUGACCGAGCUCACUCAAGGCGACGCGGUUCGAGAAUUUGACAUUGUUUUUGUACAUGGCCUCCAAGGUCACCCGGAGAGCACGUGGACGUUCUCGGAGGGUACAAACAACCAAGCAUCUACCAAACCACCUUCAAAGGGUUCCUUUUUCCGACGGUCCGCAAAAGCAGCUGCAACGGAACCCGCAGCUGAAUUGCCCGGAACUCCUCCACCGUCAAACACCUUUUGGCCGCGAGACUUCUUGCUCGAGGAUUUCCCCAAAGCGCGCGUUUUCACCUAUGGCUAUGAUUCCUCCGUUAGCCACUUUUUCUCUGGCCCAGCUAAUCGCGACAACAUCCUCGACCGUGGACGAGACCUGCUCGAACGGCUUGCUCCUCAGCGUGAGAAAGUGCGAGGUCGUCGCAUCAUUUUCAUUGCGCACUCUCUUGGUGGUUUAGUCGUCAAAUCGGCCUUGAGGCUAUCUGCCGAAGCUGAGGAUGAAGAUGAAGACCUGAAAGACAUACUAGCAUCAACGGCGGGCGUCUUGUUCUUCGGUACCCCUCAUCGCGGGAGUCUUUGGGUCAGCACGGGCAAGAUCAUCUCCCGUUUUGCCAAAGCGAUCGGCUUCUCGACGAGUAACAUCAACCUCGAUUUGCUCACGCCGAAUGACGCAAUGCUGCAAAUACUAAGAGAUGACUUCAGAAAAAAGCUGGACAAACAGAAAAUGCUCUAUGUUACGUCUUACCAGGAAUCAUUAGGGUACAAAGGCUUCAACGGCUUCGAUGAAAAGAUUGUAGACCCGGACUCUUCAGAAAUUGGACACGCAAAAGAACGGCGCCUGCCCAUUACCGCCAAUCACAUGAACAUGUGCAAGUUCAGUAGGACGGGUCCGACUCGGGUUGAUUAUGAGCAAGUGAUUAACGAAGCUCAUGAUCGCACGCUCUCGUGGCUCCUACAAGCGGAUCAGCAAGGACCCGGCCUAAUGAAUUGGCUUGCCGUUGAAGAAGGCAUAUUUUGGAUCCAGGGUGUGCCAGGCUCCGGGAAAUCUACUGUGAUGAAGUACCUUUGCGAGUCGGGCGACGUCGCCAGAACCCUAGAGACAUUCGAUUGGUCUCAUGCAGCAGUUUUCUUAACGCGCGAGAUUGAGCAAGAGAACAGAUCCUGGAAAGCAGUCGUCGGUGCAAUCGUGUACAAACUCUUAUCUUUCCACCCCGCCCUUCAUUCCAUCAUCGAACCGUUGAUCGCUCUCCAUGACCAACAAAGCUCCUUCUCUCUAGAAGAGCUUGAGAGGAUUCUGCUUCUAUGCAAGUCGCAGAAAAUAGUCAAGUUUCGCAUGUGUCUUUUCAUAGACGCCUUGGACGAGAGUGACAACGAUGAGAAGAAUUGGGAAUAUAUGGCCGACUUCUUGGAGUUCCUGGUAUCAGGUGAGGCCGACCAAGGAUUUGGUACCUUCAAGGUAUGCGCCAGUAGCCGUCCGGAGAGCGCGUUCGAUGUACGACUGAAGGGCCGACCUGGCUUGCGGGUGCAGGAUUGGACCAAAGGGGACAUAUACUAUUAUGUCCAUAGCCGAUUGGAAUCCCACCGGCGCGCACGAGACAUGGCUGGAGAUUCGGAAUUCUGCGAUCAGCUGCAGGAGAUCUGCAGGUUCAUUGUUGAUCAGGCAAUGGGCGUGUUUCUUUGGGUUCGCCUGGUCGUCGACAGCGUGCAUGUCAGCCUAUCACGAAGCGAAUACUUGGGGAACGUACGAGCGCGACUAUUGAACCUGGAUCAGACAAACACACAAAUGGCUGAACUCUACUUGUCCACACUCGACAAUAUACCGGUAGAGACUCGCGGAGAGACGGACGCCAUCUUCAGGACGCUCCUGGCGGCGGAUAAACCGGUGAGUGUAAUGGAUAUCGGUGUCCUUCUCGAGGUGAUUCCAUAUCAAACCUUUACCGAAGACGGUUAUGCAAUUGAGCCCCGUCCGAUAUUGGAUAUGAGUAGAAGUGGCCCUAGAUUGGAGCAGCGCAUAAGAGACGCAACGGGAGGAUUGGUGCAGGUCGUUAUGCCAGAAGGAUACAAGGAAGCCUUGGAAACGUGGGAAGCAAUCAGGAGAUCGAUUGUUGCCAAACCUUCGACCGAGCCCGGAGAAGAUGAUUAUGCACACGAAAAGGCCAGGAUCGCUUCAAGAGAUGAACUGCUCGCAGGAAUAGUGUCAGGUGUGCAUGACGAGACUGUCAGCUUAACCAAUCCUGAGGCUUGCAUCGAUGCGUUUCAUUGGUGUGUGCAGAACUCAAUGCUCAUGCCAGACGCCACGGUCUGGACUGUUCAGUUCCUCCAUCAGACAGUGAGGGAAUUCCUGACGACAUCUGACACAAAUCUGAUUUCGAGGAUGAACGAUAAAUUUCCCCAACCACAGGAGGGAUUCAUGGUAGCUGGCGCUAUGUACCAUAUCUCAAUCGCACUCGCCUAUGUUCAGCUGAGCGACGCCCUGCGAGAGGAGUCUAGAUGGACCCUGGAACCAGCAGAGAUCAUGAUGAGGUACGCCCCCGAGCUGGACUCUUUGGAAGGAACGAAAUCCUACGACCUUAUCCACGUUCUUGAUCGAUGCUUAUCAAAGUCGACCGAAGGGAAGGCUUACUGGCCGGGUCCACGCCUGAACCACCCUCCAGCCUGGAAAACUACGUUCCUGGCAUUCGCGGUGAGCAACAACAUGUGCGCUUUUGUCUCGGAAGCGCUGAGAAGACAACCUGAUCUCAUUAAAAAGCCCGGUCGUCCGCUGCUACACUAUGCAGGCUGGUCCCCAGGCAAGUAUCCGAACCCUACCAUGGCUGACAUCCUUCUGUGCGCAGGAGCGAACCCAGGCUGGGUCUUUGACGAGUCGCCGCAGAUAUCCAAGACAGCGUUGGAAAGCCUUUUCUUCGGACACGUUCAAGAAAAUGGGGCUUUACACUUCGAAUACAUGUGGACGCUCGCGCAUUUCUUUGACGACUCAGGUUUCGAUUCCCGCGUUCCCUGCCCUUCUGGACCCGAUCUUAUUGUCCACGCCAUGUCCGAACACCCCGAAAAAUGGACUGAAUGGACCACCAUCUUUCACUACAUUGCCGCAAUGCCCGUACUACUCGCGGACAAGAUAGAGUUCUUUAAGAAAUUGAGGACACUGGUCGACAACUCCAACGUUCGCACUUACGACAAUUGUAUGAACGUCCGCGACUCAAACAAGCGGACCGUCUUCGAAGCUCUGCUCCAGAACGCAAGUCCAGAGGAUGUGACGCCAGAGAUGGCCGGUCGCAUGCUGCGGGGCCUGAAAGCCAAGAUCACAAUGGAGAUGGUGCGUGUCAAUUUCGAGUCGUCGAAAGACAAGGAUGAGACGCCAAUCGCGUGCCAUAUGCGCGCGGUGACUCCUGUGUUCUUCAGGGAAGAGUUUAGAAAAGAUCGCUACUACACUAGUGGAGCUAAGAGCCUCAUCUCUAGUCUCAAUCCUCUUCACUUGGCUAUCGCCGGCAGUACGUGGCUACCGCUACGUAUAUACUUCCGCGUCGUCGUGCUGUGGCCAGCGCUGUCCCAGAUCUUGAUCUGUGUGCUCACGUCACCGGUAGGAUUACAAAUAUGCAAGUAUCUGCUCCUUGGAAUUUGCUGCUUGCUGGUUUGUGGAGCUGUAGCUGCGGUAUUGUGGUUUGGCUUGUAUGUGUACUUCGAGAUGAGGAAAUCAGAAGCUUUUGGAGCUUAUGCUGUAGCGGCGGCGAAGGCAAAGAAGAAGUAA
Messenger RNA from Alternaria viburni, 3786 nucleotides. RefSeq lists its product as uncharacterized. NCBI's taxonomy places the organism in Eukaryota, Fungi, Ascomycota, Dothideomycetes, Pleosporales, Pleosporaceae. The record is from RefSeq and is a predicted model, not a curated record. The coding region runs from base 1 to 3786 and encodes 1261 amino acids. The transcript has 4 exons.